Messenger RNA from Drosophila rhopaloa, 1021 nucleotides. Its product is annotated as cell wall protein DAN4. The coding region runs from base 73 to 849 and encodes 258 amino acids. The record is from RefSeq and is a predicted model, not a curated record. The transcript is spliced from 2 exons. Lineage: Eukaryota; Metazoa; Arthropoda; Insecta; Diptera; Drosophilidae.
CGAGCUACUCGGGACCGGUGAUCGGAGUCAGUUUUCGAUGCAACCAGCUCACAUCAACACAGCUCGCUAAAAAUGAAGCCCGCAGUUGAAAUUCUUAUUGUUUUUUUGCUUAUUGUGGUGGCUGGAAUUUGUGCUCAGGAUACAAAGCCGGAAAUUCCAAUAGAUUUUCCGCCAGACGAUUGGUAUCAGACAGAUUCAGAAACAGAAUCCCCUUCAGCUCUAACAACAGAGCCCUCCACAAUUUUACCAACAGAGCCAAGCUCAUCCACAGAACCUUCCACAACUUUAAAUACAGAAUCCUCAUCAGCUGAGCGCACCACAACUUCAACAACAGAAGCCACCACAACUUCAACAACAGAACCCACUACAACUUCAACAGCAGAACCAUCUACAACUUCAACAACAGAACCCACCACAACUUCAACAACGGAAUCAACCACAACUUCAACAACAGAACCCACUACAACAUCAACAACAGAUUCCACCACAACCACAACAACCGAAUCAACCACAACCACAUCAACGGAAUCAACCACAAGUUCAACAGCAGAGAACACUACUCCUUCAUCAACACAACCCAUUCCAACUCCGACCUUCACACCUCCCGUUAUGCGACCUACAACUUCAAGGCGACCCACUUACUCUACCAAGAACCCUUGGAUGUGGAACGAUUUGGUAGAAAAGUGUUAUCUCAAAAACGAAUACGAGUACAGAAUGGUUUGUUAUGGAGAAGGCUGGCGAAUGACGACGAUCUGUUAUCGCUGCUGCUACUACGAGAACAGUGGUUUUGCCGGAUGCAGUAAGCUUCACCAGGGGCGUUGUUCGUGGUAUGAUUAUAGACGAUGGUAAAAACCUACCUCACAUGCCCUUUAAACGGUUAUAUUAAAAAUUUAGUUACAAUAAAAGUUAAACAAAAUUGUUUAGUUUUAAAUCUUUCAGAAUAGAGGUGACGUCCUCGUUUUAAUGGCUAUACAAAAUAGCUGCCUUAUUUACACAGGAAUAAAGAAACUAAGUCAUCUGA